Messenger RNA from Haemonchus placei, 441 nucleotides. NCBI's taxonomy places the organism in Eukaryota, Metazoa, Nematoda, Chromadorea, Rhabditida, Trichostrongylidae. The record is from the annotation of a GenBank genome assembly.
AUGGUGGUGUCGACUCUGGCCUGGCCAUCGCCAUGGGUGGUAACUGUCGGAUCGUUCUUGAGCACAUUCGGUGCCGCUCUCCAGUGUUUGUGCAGUGCACCUCGCCUCUUACAGUCUAUAGCCAAGGAUGACGUCAUACCUAUCCUGGCACCUUUGCUUUUGACAACAUUUAUCGCUGAACUGGCUAUACUUCUCGGUGCUGUCGACAAAAUCGCUGAGGUGCUUGACUUCUUCUUCCUAAUGUGUUAUGCAUUUGUGAAUUUGAUUGCAGUUCUCCAUUCAAUUCUAAAAAUGCCUAACUGGAGACCGCGUUUCAAGCUACUGUCACUGAUGGGAGCCUUUCUGUGCUUCUUCAUCAUGUUUGCAUCGGAUUGGCAUUUGGCUUUGGCCGCAUGUGUAAUCACAUUCACUAUCUACAAAUACGUGGAAUGGAAAGGGUAA